AAGAUAUAAAAGAACUUCAAGAAUAUAAUAGAGAUAUUCACGGAAUAUUAGGAAUAACUGCUGAAGAAUUCAAUGAUAUGAGACUCAUUGAACAACAAGCAGCAAUAACUGCAUUAAUAACAGCGCAGGCGCACUGUAAAAAUGAACCUACAAAACAGGCAUUAUAUGAGAAACACAAAGAAUUCUUACAAUCUCAAUUAGAAAAAGUAGGAGAAAUGCAUGAUGACACAGAAAUUCAAGGAAGAAUUUAUGGAGAUGUCAUCAGUGCAAGAAAAAAGAAAAACCCGCAAAUAUUACUGCCUGAUCUGGAAGGAAGAAGUACUUACAAACCAUACGAACAAUAUGAUGUACCUAGAGAUAAACAAUUUAUUAAAAAAAAUAAACAAAUUGGAAUAAGAAUACCACACUCACCUACAGACGAUGUAUUCUUAGAUGAAAGACUAUCACAAGCUUCUAGAAGGAAUAAAGACAUCCCUCAAGGAGUAUUACCAAAAGUAACAAAAUUCCUCGGAGAUGUAGGACAAGGAAUUAAAAAUAAAUUCACAUCUAGACCAGCAACACCUUCACCACUGAGUCAACAUACCUUAAGUAGAGCACCCACACCUACUAUUGAAAAUAAUAAUAAUGUAUUAGAUCAGAAAAGAAAUAAAAGAGGUUAUACACCAUCACCAGAUCCUUAUGAAAGAAAACAACAAAGAUAUAAAAGUUCAAGUCUUAGCUCAAAACAUACAGACCAAAUUUCUAAUGAAGAAGUAGAAGAAAUAGAAAUACCAUAUUAUGAUAAUGUACAUAAUGAAGGACAAUCCUCAACCUACAGACCAGUACAUGGUACCUUUAAAGGACAAACAUAUACUACGUAUGUAUCUAAAACAAUAUAUCAAGAAUUAGAGGAAUUGAAAGAAGAAGAAUUAAGUGAAUUAGAAGCACAAUUAGAAGCAGAUUUGGAAGAACAUCGUAUUGAAAGAUUUGGACAAGAAGUUGAGAUCGAUGAAAAAGAAACAAUCGGAUAUGAUCCCGAAUUUUUUUCUUCAACAAAAUUAGGAGAAACUGAAAAAGAAAGAAUAAAGAUAUUACAAGAAAGAUGUGGAAAUAAAGUAUGGAAAAUACUUGGAGAUGUAUUGACUGAAUACGUAGAUGAAUUUAGAGAAAAACAAGAAAUGGGAACUUCCGUAAAUAAAAACAUAAUUCCUGAUAUUCAAUUUAUAUUGAAUAAAAAUGAACACGAAAUUCCUGAUAAUAAUAAAAAUCAAGGAAUAAGAAAAUAUACUAUAGAAGAAGAAAAAAAUUAUUAA
Molecule: messenger RNA, 1292 nt
Organism: Dentiscutata erythropus
Lineage: Eukaryota; Fungi; Glomeromycota; Glomeromycetes; Diversisporales; Gigasporaceae
Source: the annotation of a GenBank genome assembly